ACCGCCUCACCCAUAGCAAUAAUUAAUUUGAAUAAUCACAUUUUAUCCCGUGAACGUAACAAUAGCUGCUCCACAUAUCCGACACCGCAUGUCACUGGAAGGGGUCAUCGUUCCAUUACCCCAACUCUUGACAAGAGAAGACCAUGAUGCAGCGAUGAGACUUUUUGAUACCCUCGUCAAACAUUUUGAACAUUCAGACCCGAUCGGCAAAGGUUUAAAACCCGUUACGCUUGUUCGUCUUGUCAAAAAUGAGGUUUCCGAUAAGGAUAGCUUUUUAAGAUUCUUUUUCUGUUUUAUUGAGGAACAUUUGGAUGGGAUCUCGAAGAGUAAUGAUUUCAACCUCGCACAAAGUCUUUCUCGCUUGGGAAGUUUCACUACCUGGACCACCGAAGGUACUGAUGUCCUCCGUGACGGACUAGUCAAAUUUGCCAAGACUUUAAUGGACAAUUUCUUCUUACCCUUGAAGGCCUUAGCUUCAAAAACCCCUUAUAAUACGCCGGGCCCUCUUUCCCGUCUUCAACUCUCUGAAGGAGGAGGUAUUGGCACUCCGCAACGCCUCAAAUCUUUACAAGAUGACUGUCUUGAACGCGACCGUCAUAGAUGUGUCGUAGCUCGUAAAUUUUCUGUCAAUGAAGCUCAGGAACGAUUCGAAAAAGAUGGAGACAAUCUCAAAGAUGAUGAUGGAGAAUCUUUAUUGCCGGAGAGAAAUGAGAUGGCAUAUCUGGAAGUAGCACAUAUAUUCCCACACUCUCUUAUGUCCCUCUCCAGUAAUAGCGGAGAACAGAAGCUAGUACGUACGCUUACUGCUCGCCAUCUUUGACCUCUUACUUACAGUCUACCUAGUCCGAGUCUAAGGAGAUGGC
This is a messenger RNA of Aspergillus alliaceus, 863 nucleotides long. RefSeq lists its product as uncharacterized. Lineage: Eukaryota; Fungi; Ascomycota; Eurotiomycetes; Eurotiales; Aspergillaceae. The record is from RefSeq and is a predicted model, not a curated record. The coding region runs from base 89 to 820 and encodes 243 amino acids. The transcript is spliced from 2 exons.